AUGUCGACAAGUGAAGAAAAUUGGAUAGGUGAUAUAAUCGUUGAUUUUAUUCAUUCAUCAAUAUGGUUAUCGCCAAUUCAAACAUUUAUUGAUACAAAUUGUGCUUGCUUUGAUUAUUAUGAUGAUGAUAAUUCAUCGUCAUUAUGUUCAUUUACUGAACAAAAGAAUAUUUAUAAACAAUAUGAAAAUUUAGCUAAUUCAUUAAUAGCUGGUCUUAGUGAAGAUCUUAAAUUAGAUAUAGAUCAAGUGAAAGAUUUCUAUCAAAGAAAUAAUUCAACAACAAUUGAUGAAUCCUAUGAACAAUUGUAUUCAAUAAGUGAUUUUUACUUAUUUACAGAAAUGAUGAAAAGAAAAAAUUUAAUUCUUCAAUUACAAGCAUUGGUUAAUUUACAAUUAGAAUGUGGCAUAUUAAAAUCAACAGAUGCCAAUGAUGAUCGAGUUUUACAAUUAUUAUUAAAAGCCACAUCAUCGGCAUCGUUAUCAUCAAGUAAAAUUUCAGCAGAGAAUGCUUCAAAAGCAUCAUCACAUUUGAAUCAAAACGACAAAAUAGAAAUGACAACUAAUAGAAAUAAACAACUCCAAUCGAAAGAAACUAAAUCAAAUAUGGAACCAAGCACAAUCGCUUCUAUACCGGAAGAAAUUCUUCGUGAAAAAUUAAGAGAAUUAACAAUAAGUACAACAUCAUCAAUUAAUGAUCCAGCUGCAUCGGCAAUAUCAUCAAGAGAACAUUUUCUUAAACAACAACGGGAUCUGAUUAUUAAACAGCAGCAUAAUCAGCGUAUUCAAGAAUUAGAAAAAGAAAGUAGUCAUGUUCGACCGCAAUCAGCUGCUAAUGUUGCACGAAAGGCGAUGGGAACUACAGUUAAACAAGAACAACACAUAUCAAAUGAUGAAUUAGAAAAGCGUCGAGCCAUGGUAGCGAAAAUUCGACGUGAAGUUGUGAAUAAACGAUAA
Molecule: messenger RNA, 954 nt
Organism: Rotaria socialis
Lineage: Eukaryota; Metazoa; Rotifera; Eurotatoria; Philodinida; Philodinidae
Source: the annotation of a GenBank genome assembly